Molecule: messenger RNA, 2695 nt
Organism: Galleria mellonella (greater wax moth)
Lineage: Eukaryota; Metazoa; Arthropoda; Insecta; Lepidoptera; Pyralidae
Product: zinc finger protein 678-like
Exons: 4
Coding region: 85-2403 (772 amino acids)
Biological process (GO): regulation of transcription by RNA polymerase II
Cellular component (GO): chromosome
Molecular function (GO): chromatin insulator sequence binding
Source: RefSeq, a predicted model, not a curated record
UUCAAAGUGAACCUACCUUCAGAUUUCUUGCUUCUUUUCCAUCGUAACGUCGUCGCUGAACGUGGUUGUAUAUGUAUAAAAAAAAUGGAAUCUGGUACCCCGCUUGUAGACUCCGAUACUAUAUACCCAGUACUCCUCAUACCCAGAAAGUGUACGACUUUAGAAACGAACUGUGACGCUUCUGAUAAUGUUUUUAUUGACUUGAAUAUAACUUCACCAGAUAUAGAAGGCAAUGAAAUGUGUCUGUACUCUGGUUUUUGUAACGUUAAAUUAAUAGACAACUAUGAUGUGAGUAUUCAUCAUGUCAGUUCACCUGAUAAUAGUGGGUCAUCCAGUUGCAUUGAUAUCGAACAGCCGCCGCUGAUAAUUAGUGAGCAAGGCACGGGAUUCCCUUAUAACCAGUCCAAAGUCUGGAUAGACCCAGUUAGAAGUCCACAUGUAUAUAACCAUUACGAUACAACAGAAACUCAGGAAUACUCUGUAUGUCGUAAGUCACACACAAGUCAUAUAACUGUUGAACAACACAGUACGUAUAUAACCCAGAAUGUGUUCAAUUAUAAAGAGUCGAUCCAAUACUCGCCCACAGAAGAUUUUGAGCACAAAAAGUUCAGGAAACCUCAUGCGUCCGAGACAGUUACUCAACAACCAUCUGCCAACCAAGAUGGGAAUAAUUUGAAUUUAUAUGAAGAUAAUGAGUUUGAAUGUGGCGUGUUUCUCUCUCAACUCUCUGAGGAAAUAAUGAACGAAAAAGAAAAUAAAGCCAAAGAUGAGCGUAAAUACAUAGGGCUGCAGAGUGAAAAUGGUGCAUUGAAGCAACUCAUGUCGUCUGAUAUCCAAUCUGCAUCUAAACAACGUAAGACGAUCCUGUUUCUCGGUCACGAUUCUCACUGUGGCCAAACAAUACAGAAGAUUGCGGUCAAUGACCCAUCCUUAGAAUGUUCAAAAGUUGGAAAUUUGAACCCAGCAAAUAUUAAGACUGAUGAUGUCAAAGUUAAUCGUAAUCAGAAAAAAUAUCAGUGUGAUAAAUGUAAGCAAAUAUUUAAUCAAAUAGCUGCAUUCAAACAACAUAUGGUCGGUAAUCACAAUAUAGCAAAAAGUUUGAGCAUGUAUGAUAUUGAAAAUGGUACUGUGAGUGAAGUUAAAUUUAUGUGCACCGAAUGUGGGAAGACCCUUAAGAGUCAGGAAAAGUUUGAAAUCCACUGCAUGGGGCAUGGUGAUCCAGAUUUAGAAUGUAAUAAGUGCCAUAAAGUGUUCGCAUCAAAAUUCACUUUACGUACACACCGGAAGUUACAUUACAGAAAAUACCCAUGCAAUUUCUGUUACAAAACAUUUUCAGAGGUCGAAGAUUUAAAAGCGCACGUUGCGAAAAUACAUUUUAUUUUCUUGUGUAUUCAUUGUAAUUUUACAACUAAGAAUUAUAUUGAAUUAACAGAACAUGAACAAUUACAUAGUGGUCAAAUUGUGCCCAAUGAUUCUAGUGAAACCGAUCGUAAUGAUUCGUUUGUGAAUGACAUAUGCAACGAGACAGGCAAUAUUGUUGAGCCACUUGAAAUUGAGAAUUUGAAGUUAGAAAAUCAACUUACCGCUUCCAGUAAGAACUUCGAUGAAGAAAUAAAAAAAGCAGAUUCUGUUAUAGCUAAAGUGAUAUCAAAUAAGAUUUUCCUCUUGCACUCUAAAAAGGUUAGAAAACACAGGAGAUACAAUAAGUCCUGUGACGUAUGCUUCAAGAUGUUCGACCGGAUUGGUGAUCUUAAAAGACAUCUUAUAGAACACGUGAUACGAAGUACCCUCGCCAAGACGCCGGUGAACAAGAAUGGCACACUCAACAUACAGUGUGAGGUAUGUCAAGUUGAAACAUUCACUAAAAUAGACCGUUACAAAGCCCACUUGCGUGAACACGCCAAACUAACGCUGUACAAAUGUACAUUUUGUGACAAAUCGUUCAGUGAUUCCAGUAAUUUUUCUAAACACAAGAAGAUCCACGGCACCACAUACCUACAGUGCGAUUUAUGCCAAAGAAAAUUCAACUCUAAGAAAAUGAUCACACAGCACAUGGAGUAUCACAAUAAACACUCGCCGGUCCAAUGCCAAUACUGUGAUAAGAUAUUUCAUUUUGAAUCUAUGCUCAAUAAACACGUCAAGUGUGCUCACAGCAAGGAAGUGUGCAGCCGAUUCAAAUGCAGAUUCUGUUUUCAAUACUUUAAGACUUUGAAGGAGAAAUGGGACCACGAAUGGACCAUUCAUAAUGUGAGAAAGAUGAUAGUAGACUGCCUAAUAUGCGAUUCUAAGUUUCGAAAAUACUCGGAACUGAAAAGACAUUGUAUAAUUACACAUGACAUGGAUAUACCGCCCGCAAAAAAGCUUUUAAAAAAAAAGAGAAAUAAAAAUCAAUGCUGGAAAUAGAUUUUUAUUUUCUCAACAAGUAUUUAAAUUAGUGCAAUCUCGUUUACAAUCGGAUAAACGGAGAUGUUACUAUAUAGCUGUUAUAUGUCAAACUUGUAUUUACCAGUGAAGUAAUCAUUUGUAUUUAUUUAUUGUUACAAACUCAACACAUUGACCUUGUACGUUAUUUAUUUACGUUAAAUGUAAUUUACAAGGUUUCAGUAUACGUAAUAUUAUUUUCAGUAUUACAUUUAUAAAAUCCAAGUUAAAUUUUAAUAUUUAUAUAUAAACGAUAUAUUUAAUGAAUUAAAAA